Molecule: messenger RNA, 3550 nt
Organism: Sceloporus undulatus (fence lizard)
Lineage: Eukaryota; Metazoa; Chordata; Lepidosauria; Squamata; Phrynosomatidae
Product: guanylate cyclase soluble subunit beta-2-like
Exons: 16
Coding region: 250-2586 (778 amino acids)
Biological process (GO): cGMP biosynthetic process; response to oxygen levels
Cellular component (GO): guanylate cyclase complex, soluble
Molecular function (GO): heme binding; guanylate cyclase activity
Source: RefSeq, a predicted model, not a curated record
GGAGCAGAAAGGCACCAGAGCAGUGGGUUGGGAUGGGAGGCUGAGCAAGGGAUCUGUCAGUAUGCAGAGCGGAUUUCAGCUUCUCCAGGGAGGCUCGGCUUCCUUCCAAAGAGAGGAUCCCCCCAAGUAGUUCGAUGCCAGCUGCUGGAAGUGGACGGCUGUGCAGAAGGAUGGGUGCUUGGGAGCUUUAAAGCCAAGGAGCAUCGCACACAAUGUUGCACCACCCGGUCCUUUGAGUCAUGUGCCAGGAUGUAUGGCUUCAUAAAUACAUGCCUGAAGUCUCUGGUAGUUGAAAAGUAUGGUGAAGAGAUAUGGGAAAAACUAAGAGUCCAAACUGGCGUAGAGGAUACCUUUUUGACUUUUGAAGUUUAUAGAGAUGAGAUCACAAUGCAGCUCAUUGACAAGGCUUGCAAAAUUCUGGAUGUACCCCCAGAUAUGGUCCUAAAGCAGUUUGGAGAAUAUUUCUUUGAAUUCUGUAAGCGGUCAGGUUAUGACCAUAUGCUGAGAACUCUGGGAGGAAACCUCUAUGAAUUCAUAGAGAAUUUGGAUGCCCUGCAUAGUUAUCUGAGCCUAUCUUACCAGAAAAUGAAUGCCCCUUCAUUUAGGGUGGAAAAGAAUGAAGAUGGAUCAAUGCAUUUGCAUUAUUAUUCAGACAGACGAGGCCUAUGCCAUAUUGUUCCGGGCAUCAUUGGUGCAGCAGCCUUGGAUUUUUUCAACAUUGAAAUUUCCAUGGAAAUAGUAAAUCAAACAGAAGAAGAAGAAAGAACUGGAAAAAAAGAACACAUUGUAUUUCUAGUAACUCAAAAACCUGUCUUUUCAUACAAAAGGAGAAAUAGGUUCUGCACUUCUCCACAAUACCUUUCAAGUUCUGGAACACAGGUGGAGAAACAGCUAAAUAAAGAGGAUCUUGAUAAAGCCAUGAACAAGAUCAGAGAUAAAACAAAUCUCCUUUCUCCUUGUCCUAUGAAGAAAAGUCACUGGGAAACAAUCCGAGGAAUUGUGUCUCUAGGAAAAGGACGACUUCUGAAAUCAUUUGAUCCUGUCUACCCUAAGACUCUCUGGAUAGACCCAAAGACAUUCUGCAAUGGGCUUCCUUUCCAUAUUGUUUUUGAUGAAGAGCUGAAAGUAAAGCAGGCUGGAGUCAGCAUUCAAAAGAUUGUUCCUGGUCUUCAAACUAUGGGCAUUCGCCUUAAUCAGUACUUCAUUAUUGUACGCCCUGAAGUGAAAUUCACCAUCUCCAGUGUUCAGAAAUUUAUCAACAGCCAGUUUGUUUUUCGAACUAAGAGAGAGAUGAUGCCAGAAUCCUGGAAACAGCGUCCAAUGUUAGAGCUGAGAGGACAGAUGAUCUGGAUGGAGUCUGUCCAGUGUAUGCUGUACCUCUGCUCCCCUCUCCUGCGCACAUUGCAUGAGCUGGAAGAACGGCAUAUGCACAUUGCGGACAUUGCUCCCCAUGAUGUCACCAGAGAUUUGAUCCUUCUUAACCAACAGCGUCUGGCUGAGAUGGAGCUGUCCAGUCAACUUGAAAGGAAGAAAGAGGAACUGAGGAUCCUGUCAAAGCAUUUGGAGGAAGAGAAGAAAAAAACAGAAGCCCUUCUCUAUGCCAUGCUCCCUAAGCAUGUGGCCAAUCAGCUCAAAGAAGGGAAACGAGUUGAGGCAGGAGAGUUCAAGGAAUGCACAAUAUUAUUCAGUGAUGUUGUAACUUUCACCAACAUUUGUGCCCAGUGUGAACCUAUUCAAAUAGUUCUUAUGUUAAAUGAGAUGUAUCUACGAUUUGACAGGCUGACCACCGUGCAUGAUGUCUAUAAGGUGGAGACUAUAGGGGAUGCCUACAUGGUGGUUGGGGGUGUUCCUGUGCCUGUAUCAACACAUGCUGAAAGGGUUGCCAACUUUGCUCUGGGAAUGAUCAUAGCAGCCAAAGACAUCAAGAAUCCAGUUUCUGGAAAUCCUAUUCAAAUUAGAGUUGGGAUCCACACUGGACCUGUCCUUGCUGGUGUUGUUGGAGAAAAAAUGCCACGUUAUUGCUUAUUUGGAGACACUGUAAAUAUUGCAUCCCGUAUGGAGAGCCAUGGCGUACCAAGCAAAAUUCACCUGAGUGCCAAUGUUCAUCAGUGCUUAAAGGACAAGAAUUUUGAGAUGAUGGAAAGAGGAGAAAUUGACGUGAAAGGCAAAGGGAAAAUGCAUACAUACUUCCUCAUCCGAAAUACAACUGCAACAGAGAGUGAAAUCAUAGGGAGGCCUGAUCUCAACCAUGAAUCUGCUCAACUGUAUCAAGAAUGCAGAGUUGAAGAAUUUCAAAAGUUUUCACAAGCUGUACAACUAAAUUCAAAUGAAGAAUCAUUUCCUAUCAUAGCAAUGAAAUAUGCAGAUACUUCCACAGAAGCACAAACCAACAUUAAAAGAAAGAAUGAAACGAGAACCAAAGAUUUAGCAGUCAGAGCACAUGAUGGAGAGUCCUAUGUAAGUCUCCAUGGUGACCAGCAGUCGAAUAAAGACCCCCCUCCCCAUCAUAUGCAAGGAAGAAGCAAACCAGCAGCAGAGGCACCGCGGAUCAGGAAUGUCAGAUCCAAUUUCUGCAACGUACUUUAAACAGCUCCUGAAUUUUUCAAGCUGAACAGUGUGAGUGUAUUUUGUGAUGUUGUAUUUUGCUAUUGCUCUCUUGGAGUCUUGACUUUGCAUAAAAGUAGUACAACAUGUGCUCCCAAUAUUGACAUAUUUUGAAAUCACUGGUAGCAAUAAUGAAACAAAGGUUGGCAUUUUUACAACCAGUGUUGACUUAUCUUACCCGUAUGAACAUGACACAUCUAGUGGCGUGAGAUGGAAAGAGGAUUGUCCUCCAUGUGUCUGCAUAUUUAAAUGUGUUUGUUAUCUUAUUCCAAAGUCUGCUACAUUUCAGAAAAGAAUGACUGGAUUCAGGAAUCAGGCUAGUAGUGCACAUGAGCCUGGCUAAGAUUUCUUCAAUAGUACUGCAACAGUUGGCCCCCAGACUUGCUCUGGACAUCUGUUCACAAGCCAAGAACCAUGCCAUCUCCCUUCUUGGCAUUGCUGGCCUCUCCCUGGAGUCGCCACACUGCAGCAGCUUCAUGGACAGGCCUCCCAGUGCACUGCUGCUUCUCCGAAGGGUAGGAUCACCUGUGACCAAAGCGAUAGAACAGAGGGACACCCAAAUUACAUGGUAGAGGCCUCCAAAGACCCUCUGAAGGUGGCUCCAGGGACAGGGGAUGUGCUAGCCAUGCCAAUGUAAUUUUAUCCUUGCCAGCGCAUGCAGACAAUGCUGCACCACAACACUGGGUUUGGCCCAGUGCUUGCAGCCACCUGGCAACCAAUCCAAAGCCACUUCCAGAGCAUAGUGCUAUAGACUGGCCCUGGACUUACUGACCAAUGCAGGCAAGACCUCUGACUCCCCUCCUGUGACCCACUUUUGUGUGAACAUAUUUAGUCCAGAACCCACUUUAUAUUUUUUGCUGUAAUAAUCAGGAGUUAUUCUAGUGCAGUGGUUCCCAACCUUCCUAAUGCCGUGACCCCUUAAUACAGUUCCUCAUGUUGUGGUGAC